AUGUCUAACAAAGAAUAUAAAUUAUGCAAACAUUCCAACACAGUAAACAUUGAUGACAAUAUAUGGACCACCGCACGAUGUAAUCGACUAUUACGAUCAAUUAAUACUCGCAUUAUUGCACUACGAAAAGCGUGUCGCGAACUCGAGCAACGUAAUAAAGCCCAUGCAGGAUCGAAUCCGAGGAAACGAGCGGCCGAGGAUCCGAGUUGGCUGCCACAGCCCAAGACGAAGAAAACGACCCGGACGUAUAGCGGUAAAUCGAAUCCGCUGUGUGAGAAGUCCAGCAAGCCUGGUCAACAUCGCCUGCGAUCGGUACUCCCAAGUCCUUUCGUUCGAAGGAUACGCUCAGCAGAAGCCUACCAGCUAUAUUGCAAUCAGGAGGACUCUCUAGACGCAGCAGCUUCAAUCCCUGAGAUAUGCACUGUCGAACGCUCGAAUGUUGCUCCCACAGAGGUUGCCCCUCGUCGGCGAAAGCAGAUUACUGUGGUUCCUCAUGCGCCAGUGGAGAAGGCUGAACAAUACCUUUCGGCCGCCUUCGCAAACUUUCUCGCUAGUACGAUUUCAUCAGAUGCUCACGAGGUGAUGCGUUGCGGAUCAAGAUCACUGGCGGGGACAUGUCUGCGCAGGAUACCCCGAUUGCUGGACUCCGGGUCCAUCGAGUUCGACUUCGACGACGCUGGAGAGGCGUUAGAUGACUCCUCAAAUCUGUAUUCCUACAUCGAAGAAGAAUUUGAAAAUAUCUCCGGUCCUGGUUCUCCAUUUCUGCGCCAAAUCGUCCGAAGCCACGGGACUGAGCUCGUCCGCAAAGCUAUCGUCGAGGGCCUGCUCUCGGACAAAGCCAUUCGAGAUUUGAUAAACAUAUGCAGCGAACGAAGCGCAUCCAUAGAAGGCGACUUGAUCCUACAAACGUGGUUGGAUACGUCGAUUGAUUUUCACAAGUCACAUUCGGAUGGACUGCUGCACUUCUGCGACUCCCAAAACAGCAAUGUGUUCUUUUUCCGGGCUUUACAGCAUUCCCUCACCACUGAUCUGUGGCGCAUCACACAAAUUCUUCAAAAACAUGAGAAGCUAUGCUCCGCAAUUCCUACUGGCUUGGAGGGAAGACAUGUCGUACAGCAGUCAACCAUGAACCGUCUGGGCAUGAGAGCCAGAUCCACGGUUCCGCUUUAUGAAGUUGGGAAAUUCUUGGAGGACUGUGUCAGCAUGGCUGCCGAUAUGGACCUUUCUUCAGGCGGCCAUACGCAUAUGGCAGAUUUUUUUCGAGAUCUGAACAGCACAGCCAUCAUUAUGACCAUCAUGGGGCUUGGAGAAGCGCUUACGAUCAAUGUUGCAACUUGUCAGUCUGGUAUCGUGGGUGAAACAGUCGUCCGCGUCGCAGCUCAAUUACUCAUGGUUCGAGAGCCUGAACUUGUUGGUCUUUCGGAAUGGAAGCCUAGCCAGACCAGGACUUCUGGCAACGCUGCAGAUAUCAAUCAAACACACAACACAGCAAUUUCCUCGCAGACAAGCCGCGCGAAACGCAAAAUACACCUCAGCACCAGUGGCGUCGCGAUUCCCUACUUGAUCUCUGCGUUCCUCGUGAUGGCGACUCAGAAAGACGGCCGCUUUGGAGUCAUCACUCUCGAUGCCCUAGCUGCGGCGGUGUUGAUACCUACAAAAGCUGCAGGAUCUAAUGGACAUAGGUUUUCGAUGCAUGCGACUCGUUUCAUGCAUCAGUUCGUGAAAAGCCUAAGAGCGUUCGAUCAGAUGACAAACAACAACAUGGGCUCUACGCUCCUGAAACGGCUGUCCGAAGCUGUUGAGGCACAGACGGGCGACGCGUCACUCCUGCUCAGAGCUCUUACUUCAGAGAUGUCAAUGCGAUGUCACACAGAGUCCGACGCCCCAUUCUCGGCUCCUUCUUACAAAGCAGUUCCAACUCAAAACUACUCCACCGACGACCAGAAGGAGAAUGUUUUCAAGACACCGUCUAGGAAGUCACCAGGAUAUCGAUGGGAGGACAGUAUAUCAGAAUGGAUCACGGCCACACCGAAACCCGGAAAAGACCAGGAUUGCGCACAGGAAGAGCGAACGAGGGAAUCACAAUCUCAUCAAAUCGAAAUGAGUUCCCCUGAUGCGCUCGCGUUAUCGCCUGCCUUGAUCAGGCACAAACGCAUUUCUCUAGAUCGGAGACCGCUGGCGAAGACUACAAUCAAGUCUCGGAAGGCGCUACAAUUGAUCGAAAGGCGGACAAUCAGGAGGAAGAGGACUGCCGAUGGCCUCUGUAGUGGUGACGAACUGGGAUUGUAA
Messenger RNA from Dissoconium aciculare CBS 342.82, 2289 nucleotides. RefSeq lists its product as uncharacterized. The record is from RefSeq and is a predicted model, not a curated record. Bases 1 to 2289 code for a protein of 762 amino acids. NCBI's taxonomy places the organism in Eukaryota, Fungi, Ascomycota, Dothideomycetes, Mycosphaerellales, Dissoconiaceae. The transcript has a single exon.